Messenger RNA from Cladocopium goreaui, 718 nucleotides. The record is from the annotation of a GenBank genome assembly. Lineage: Eukaryota; Dinophyceae; Suessiales; Symbiodiniaceae.
AGGGUGAAGCUGGACUGCGGCCCACAAUGAAACGCCGAGACUACAGGCUUCCGUUGCUUGUGAAGUACUACAAGCCGAAAGGCUUGGUCACGAGCAUGCGCCAUCUCAACAAGAAAAAGGGGAUGGAGGACCUGCGGUCCGUGGUCUCCUUUGCUGGCGAUGAGUUCGAACUGGAUUUGUACCAUCCCAUUGGCCAACUUGCUGCUGAUGCGAGCGGACUCUUUUUGUGGAGCCGAAGUGGCCUCAUCACCCGGCAGCUGGAAGAUGUACGACGAGGGGUGGUUACGGUGAUGGAGGUGGAGGUUUGGGGUACUGUGAAUACCCCUGUGCUCCAGGAGGCACUUGCUCGUGGUGUUACCUUGGGCGUGACUGGCUUUGAGAAGACCUACUCAGCCCGUGUGCAGGAGGCCUACCUGGUGCCAGACUCUCCACUUCAAGAGCUACGAAGCCGUGUCAUAGUUUGCUGCGUCGAUGGCAGGGCAAAGAUUCCUGCAAUGCUUGAGAGAUGUGGCUACAAGGUGGCAGCUGUCAAGCGUGUGCAGGUGGGAGGCUUCUCCUUGGGCGACAUGCGGGAGGGCCAAUUGAAAGCCGCCAGCCCUCAGGAGGAGGCUUGGGCAUGUCAGCUCGCAGGUUUGCCUGCAUCUGAGUAUCCAGAAGGCUUUCUCCCAGAAGGAACGCCUCGUAGACAACGUCGGCGCAAGCGAUGAACCGAUGAAAA